CUCUCUCUCUCUCUCUUACUUGUUCUACAAACAAAGAGGUAGCAGCAUCACAGCCGUUUAUAUGAACUUAAAUAUAACCUGACCUUUCAUCUGUUAUGUUGACUGAAAUAACCAUUUCGUGUUCAUUUUUUUGGGGGUGAUAAGAUAGAGUAUACGGAGGUGAAUGUCCCACCAGGCAAGUUUACGAGGAUGGAACCAAGGAAAUCGCACUAUCGGUUGUCAAAGGAAUCAAUUGUGAGCUUCAUUGUUUUGCCGAUGCAUGCACACAUCUGUGAAGUGUGAACCCAUAUGCUCAGUUCUUGAAAUGACUGGUGCAGGUAGUAUUUUCGCAUACGGCCAGACGAGUAGUGGAAAGACAUACACCAUGACUGCUAUUACUGAAUUUGCUGUGGCUGACAUUUUUGACUAUAUUUUUCAGGUAAAUGCAUCAGUUUAUUUUAUUUUUUCGUAUUAACCAAGAUAUUUGUUGCGCCAAUAAUACUAACUGGAUAUGGAUGCUGUCUGUAGCAUGAAGAAAGGGCCUUUUCAGUGAAAUUUUCAGCUAUAGAGAUCUACAAUGAGACCAUACGUGAUCUGCUUAGCUCUGAUGGUACAUCCCUGAGGCUACGAGAUGAUCCUGAGGUAAUAUUGAAUGUUCAUUAUUCUUUAGGGUACUGAACAGAACGCUUUUUUAGUUUGUAAACUUAUCAGAUUCUCCUUGUUCUUUCUCAUAGAAAGGGACAGUGGUUGAAAAAGCCAGAGAGGAAACUCUGCGAGACUGGAACCAUUUCAAGGAGCUUCUAUCUGUUUGUGCAGGUUUUAAAACUCAAAAAAAAAAAAUCACUUUGUUAUUAAUCAAGAUACUAUGAAAGUAGCCAUAUGACUUGAAAAAAAAAAAACGAUGUUGUCUGAAAAGUGAACUUACAUGGUGUCUUAGCAGCACAGCGUAAGAUUGGUGAAACAUCGUUGAAUGAGAGAAGCUCCAGAUCUCAUCAAAUUAUCAAACUGGUUAAACUCCUAUCUAUCACUGGAUUUAAGCUACAAAAUAUUCUCUCUCUCUCUCUCUCUCUCUCUCUCUCUCUUACUUAGCUUGGCCCUUAACUGUAUUGUUAAUUUUAUAGACAGUUGAAAGUUGUGCAUGUGAGUUGUUAGGCAAAGACAACUCCACCACCCUCAUGGCUAGUGUGGUAUGUUAAAAGCUAUACAACACCUUCUUUUACGUGGGAUCGAUCCUGAGGUCAUGUACAUCUUCCUUUUGUGUGGGCAUGCAGAGUUUCAUAGAUCUGGCGGGAAGCGAGCGUGCAUCACAGACGAUGUCAAGACUCAAGGAAGGCUGCCAUAUCAAUCAAAGUUUGCUUGCUCUUGGAACUGUUAUCCGUAAACUGAGGUUUGUAAUACAAAUACAAUCCUUUCUUAAUACAUUGUUCUCUUUCGCAUACUUAUUAUUAAUGAUCUCAAACCACUGGGUGGUGAUCUAUCUAGUAAGGGAAGACAAGGAGGGCACAUCUGCACUCUGAGCCCCGCGAGGAGUCACGUAGAGCUGACCAAGAACACUCUCUCGUUUGCCUCCUGUGCAAAGGAAGUUACCACAAAGGCGCACAUCAACGUUGUCAUGUCAGACAAGGCUCUUCUGAAGCAACUACAAUGUGAGCUUGCGAGGCUUGAGACCGAGCUCAGAAACGCUACCUCAAACUGUGACUGUGCGAUGAAGAAAGAUAUUCAGAUACAAAAGGUUUGGUUUUGUAACUGUGUGAUGGGUUAAUUAUAACUUCAUGAAAAUGAAGGUUCAAUGUGACUGCAGAUGGAAAAACAGAUUGAAGAGUUGAGAAUACAGAGGGAUCUUGCUCAGGCCUCAAAGGAUAUUGCUUCUGUUCGGCCUCACUCUGACGAUGAUGUUCUGCCUAUGCGUUCAGAAGAUCCAUCAGAUGGAUAUUACAGAGAAGUCCAAUGCAUUGAGAUCGAGGAAUCAGCUACAGAUUAUGAUAAUAACAACCACAAAGAGGAGAGAGCAGCAGAACCAAAAAACGUUUUAAGCCGUUGUGAUAACGGUAAUGGUGAAACGAGUGUAGGCCAAAACGUGAAGUUGAGAAGGCUGAACCACAUAGCUACCGCUCCAAGCAAGAGCACUCCACCUGGACCAGAGAGACAUGAGAUUGUGUUGCCUGAUUUAGAGAAUGAUUCUUCUAUGUCUUCUUCUUGUGGGAGCAGUUCCACAGGGGUUCAGAGCAUUCCCUUGAGAGAAGAGGGAGGUAUCACGAGCAUCCGUACUUUCUUUAAUGGUCUUCAGGAGAUGGCAGAUCUUCAUGGCGCCCAGGUAAUGUUCCCAAUAACAUAUUCUAAAUGGAUUCUUCUUGGAUCAUGUUUUCAAGUUUUUGUUUUCAUUUUAGGUCUCUAAUGCUGAGGCUUCUGGUACAAUGGGGAGGGACCUUGGUGUGGACGAGGAUUUUGAGAUGCAGCGGAAAGAGAUUCAGGUGCUAUGGCAAACCUGUAACGUCUCUUUGGUGCAUAGAACAUACUUCUACUUGCUCUUCAAAGGAGAUGAUGAUGCUGAUUCAAUCUACAUUGGAGUUGAGCUAAGAAGACUUUUGUUUAUUAAAG
Molecule: messenger RNA, 2577 nt
Organism: Brassica napus (rape)
Lineage: Eukaryota; Viridiplantae; Streptophyta; Magnoliopsida; Brassicales; Brassicaceae
Product: kinesin-like protein KIN-7F
Exons: 1
Coding region: 1781-2374 (197 amino acids)
Source: RefSeq, a predicted model, not a curated record